Molecule: messenger RNA, 740 nt
Organism: Mixia osmundae IAM 14324
Lineage: Eukaryota; Fungi; Basidiomycota; Mixiomycetes; Mixiales; Mixiaceae
Exons: 5
Coding region: 138-620 (160 amino acids)
Source: RefSeq, a predicted model, not a curated record
GGACCUAGUGAGGAGGUAGGGCUCGAAGCCGGUGCGGCAGCCGCGACAUUGUCCCAUCACAACAAAAGGGUUCGCCCUGCGAGGCCAAGCAUGAAUACCUUCGCCUGCCAAUAACUCUCAAUUUGCUGCAAACAAACAUGUUUUCUACGACGUUCAUCACAAUUCUCACUGCUCUGCCAUUCGUGCUCGGUGUUACGAUCAGCCCUCGCGACCAUUCUGUUGGCUACUUCGUCGAGCUCGAAGCCACUGGCGAGUGCGCUUACUCUGCCACCGCUCAGAACGCGCUCUCAGUUCAUCUUGACAAGAGUUUCUACGCUACUGCUCGUGCUGACGAUAAGCUAUUCCUGUACGGUUGGACACCUGGCGUGACGACUACGGACACGGGCAUGAAUGCGGCUGGCCGCCUGACUGCCAAAGCUACGGCCGUCGCCACUGUCAGCGGCGCUCCUGAAGGUUGCUGCACUGCUGUCCUCGAGCAGACUUUCGAAUUUGACAAUAACAAGGCUGGCCUGGCCGUUAUCGGCCCUGCUAUCUUUCAACAGACAUGCAAGGCAUCUUGCGCCGACGCUGCUCAUCAGAGUAUGACUUGCCAGGCCAAGAGCAGUACCUCACUUCAGUAGCGAGCGCGUCGUUGAUCGAUUGCAUGCAUGCUUUGUAUUUUCUACAAGGUCCUCUAUAUUGCCCGUAUUCUUCUAUGGUAUGAUAUGCGUGAAGCCUCGCGCUAGGUCAGAAGCGGGAGA